AUGAACAACAACAGCAUAAGCAACGGAAAGAUUCGGGUUAGUGCUGCUAAUGCUUUGGUUGGUUGUGGUGUGCAUGGCAAUAAUAAUAAUAGUAAUUCAUAUGGAAAGAUGACUUGUUCAAAGAUGAUGCAAAAGGGACAAUUAUUUGAAAAUUCUAAAAGUACUAAUAAUAAUAUUAAUGGAGGAAAGAGUCUUGUAGGAAUGAGGAGUAGUAAAAAGUUACUUCUCGUGAAUAAUAAUUGCAUUUCGAAUGAAAUGAUGAAUAACAAAUUUUCAAUUAGUUUUAAUCCAAACAAGGCAACUAAAAAAGUGAAAGAAAGAAAUGAGGAAAUUACUGAUUUACUCGAUUUUAAAGAACCAUCACAUUAUUCUCUGGAAACUGUUGAGAGAGGACUCAUUAAUUUGGAGUUUUUAGAUCAAGUGAUUGCAAACAUGUCACGAAAUUCUGAGAGAAUUGAAUCUGCAAAGACACUAGGUAUUGAGGAUGAAGAAGAUUGGGAAUCUACAAUUUCAUCUUUCAGAUAUAACUUUUUACAUACUUUCGAGACGAAUAAUGAUAUGAGAACCAAGAUUAAAAAGGCCUUCAAGAUGGCUCAAAGAGAUGGGAAAGCAGAAGAUUUAAUGUGGAGCUUGUAUCUCAAAGAUUUAGAAGAUCAGAUUGAGGAGGAGCGAAUUCUUAAAAUUGCUGAUUUGACUGAACCUCAUCAAUUGUACCCUUUGACUCGUCUCAAGAAGAGAAAAAUCAUAUUCCACAUUGGUCCAACAAACAGUGGUAAGACAUAUAGUGCAUUCCAAGCAUUGAGAAAUGCCAAGACUGGUAUUUAUUGUGCACCAUUGAGAUUGCUCGCUACAGAGGCCUAUGUCAAAUUGACUUCAGGAGAUAAUCCUCUGUCAACCUGCCAACUCAUAACAGGUGACUUUAAGAUUGAAGUUGAAAAUGCUACUCACACUUGCUCAACCACAGAAAUGGCAGACAUUAGUUCGGAGAUUGAUGUUGCUGUCAUUGAUGAAAUUCAGCUCAUUACUGAUCCAGAUAGAGGUUGGUCAUGGACGAAGGCUCUCUUGGGUGUUAGAGCCAAUGAAGUUCACCUCUGUGGUGAAGGUAGAGUUUUGAAAUUAAUUGAAAAAUUGUGUCAAGAUACUGGUGAUGAAUUGGAAGUUAAGGAAUAUAACAGAUUGACCAAGUUGAACAUUACCAAACAAGCAACACUUAAAUCAUUCAAUGAUUUGGAAAAGGGUGAUUGUAUUGUUUGUUUCUCGAGAAAGGAAGUUUUUAGAAUGAAGAAUGAAAUUGAAAAAUCAACCAAUUUGAGAGUUUGUGUUGUCUAUGGAGGAUUACCACCUCAAACCAGAAUUAUUCAAGCUGCCUUGUUUAAUCAUGAAAGAUCUCCAUAUGAUGUUCUCGUUGCUACCGAUGCUAUUGGAAUGGGUUUGAAUUUGAAUAUUAGACGUGUUAUCUUUAGUGCCACUGAAAAGUUUGAUGGUAAGGAAGUGAGAACCCUCACACCACACGAAAUCAAACAAAUUGGAGGUAGAGCUGGUAGAUUUAACAGUGCAUUCGAGGAGGGUGAAGUUACUUCUUUCCGUAAUGGAGAUUGUAAGGUUAUUCAUCAAGCAUUUUCAUACGAUCCAACUUUGGAGGAAGAGGCUUUGAGAGCUGGCCUAUUCCCAACUGAUGAACAAAUUGAUCACUUCUCCCGACAAUUUGAUAAUGAAAAUCACCGAGUUAGAUUGAGUACCAUUCUUGCCAAGUUCUAUGAAAUUACUCAGGUCAAUAAGGGUAAAUACUUUAUGUGUGAAAUUGAGGAAAAGAAAGAUAUUGCCAAUAUCAUUCACCCAAUUGAAAAUUUGACAACUGCAGAGAGAAUGAUAUUUGUCAAGUCACCAAUAGAUCCAGAUGAAUCUCUGUGUAAGGAUAUGGCAUUCAAGUGGGCCAAGUUGUACUCUGAAGGAAAGGAUGUGCCACUCCUGUUACCAAAUCCAAAUACAAUGAAGCCAAUCAAUACUUUAAUCAAAUUGAAGGAACUUGAAGUAAUGUACAAGUGUUUGAAUGUCUACUCUUGGCUGUCGUACAGAUUGGAACCAUUCAAGGAAAGAGAACGUUCUUUCGAGUAUCAAGAAAUUUGUAGAAAUCUCAUUGAGGAAGCACUAAAGCAAACAGUCUCCCUUGAAAGAAAAGAAAAGGCUCAACAUAAGGAAAGUAGAGGAGGUCAUGGUAAUGGUUCACGAGGACACAAGCACAAGACCUCUGUCAAACACAUUUCAAAGAAGCAACAGCAACAAAUGAGAGAUGUCUUGUCUCAGUAUAAUUUGUAUAGAUAA
This is a messenger RNA of Naegleria gruberi, 2322 nucleotides long. RefSeq lists its product as uncharacterized. The record is from RefSeq and is a predicted model, not a curated record. Gene Ontology annotation, biological process: RNA catabolic process; mitochondrial RNA 3'-end processing. The coding region runs from base 1 to 2322 and encodes 773 amino acids. The transcript has a single exon. Gene Ontology annotation, molecular function: ATP binding; RNA helicase activity; hydrolase activity, acting on acid anhydrides. Gene Ontology annotation, cellular component: mitochondrial degradosome. NCBI's taxonomy places the organism in Eukaryota, Heterolobosea, Eutetramitea, Acrasida, Naegleriidae.